GUAGUUGAGCCAGCAGCUCUGCUAGUCUACAACUUGAACUUGAAGUGGUUCUCGCGGAUCAUUCUCAGGAUGCUCAAGGGCGAGCAGAGCAAGAAGCGCCUAGCUUGCUCAUCCACCUACCGUAGAGAUUUUUGAGGAGCUGGACUUCUGCGAGGGCCAAGUUUGCGCCAUCAAAGCCACAACUUGCUCAACAUGGCCACCGAAUCCAAGAAGGAAGCUUUCAGGAAGUACCUGGAGUCGAGCGGGGUGCUGGACUCCCUGACAAAAGUCCUGGUCAGCUUGUACGAGGAGCCAGAGAAGCCUCCCACGGGAAUUGACUUUGUUAAGGCCCACCUAGGAGGCCCGACGCCGCAGGAGUUCGAGCAGCUGCGGAAAGAAAAGGAGGAGCUUCAAGCGAAGUACGAUGAGCUACAAACUAGAUGCGAGGAGCUCAGCCGGAAGGUCGAAGCGCUUGAAACGGGCGAGAGUACAACGACCACAUGAGCUGCUCGGUCGGAGCCGAAGACAUCGGGGCGUGUAUGAUAGGGAAUCGACAAAUCAUCGCCGCUUCAAAGACGCGGCGGAAAUGCAGGCUUGAAGUUGCUAGCAUGCAAUGCUGGCCCGCUUCCGCUGUAGAGGAGCGUGGUCUAGACAGCCGCCGGCGACAAACUAGGCAAUAAUCUCUGCAAGACUUGGCGAGAUCAGAUCUCAAGCGGCCCGCUCGACGCUUUGCUCAAUGGCGAGACAGCUAGGUUGACGCCAGUAGGAGUCACUUACAAAGACGUCUCUGAUGGGCGACCAGUUGACUUGCAUCAAACUCAUUCAAGGCAAAAAAAGAUUUAGGUACGUGACAAUCAAAUGCAAGCUUGCGCUACACAUGAUCUCUUAAGGGCUUGACUUGGCUUGCGACAUUGAUCCGGAGGAGGGGCCAAAGCGGUCAUGCACGUGAAUCACUACUAGUACGGU
Klebsormidium nitens is the source of this 945-nucleotide messenger RNA. NCBI's taxonomy places the organism in Eukaryota, Viridiplantae, Streptophyta, Klebsormidiophyceae, Klebsormidiales, Klebsormidiaceae. The record is from the annotation of a GenBank genome assembly.